Molecule: messenger RNA, 784 nt
Organism: Paramuricea clavata
Lineage: Eukaryota; Metazoa; Cnidaria; Anthozoa; Malacalcyonacea; Plexauridae
Source: the annotation of a GenBank genome assembly
AUGAAUAUAUUUCUGACAAACUGCCAAGCAAAUAAUGAAAGAAUUGACAGGGCUGUGCACGUUAUCCCACCCAUCCACCAACUCAACACCCUUAAAUGGGAUGCAGUCAACCAUGAACUGAAAGAUAGAUGCCCAUUGUUUUACAAAUUCUUGACUGCGUCAGUAAGCAAUCCAUCUCAUGCACGAAACAUACACAAGAAGGGUGAAGCUAUCCUUCCUCAAAUGUUAGAUGCAGGAUGCCAACUAAUUUCAAUAUUCAAUUCUGACCUUGAUGCUAUUAAGCGUGUAAAGUCAGUUGUUCUGAAGAAAGGCAGUCUAAAGAAGGUUGGAUUUAAAAGAUUGUCAUCGCUCAACAUAUGCCUAAGCUAUAAUGCGACAGCUACCUUGAUGGAGAAACUUGUACAGGGCUUUGACAAAAGAUCUACUGCAGUGGAAAGAAGAGGUUGAAAGAGGGGUAAAGAUGGAGAAAGAUGUUUUGGAGUCUUUGCAACAGGCAGAAGCUGCAAAUAAUAAUGAUCUUAUUGAGGAAUGUAGAUCCACACUUGAUGCACAUCGGGAAAUCAUGCAUCCUGGAUACUCCUUCACUGGAGAUAACGUUGACAUUAACUGUUCUACACGGCAAAUGAUACUAACGAACAGAACAAGGACCAUCAUUUGUUUCAGUUGGUGGCCUUUAAGAACAGGAUUCCUUCCAAUCACCUUCCUACAAAUGUUGCCAAUGCAGACAUUAAGAAAAUACUGUUUUCUUCAUUUAUUCCCAGUCCUGAAGAACAAGCGACCUUAA